Pseudo-nitzschia multistriata is the source of this 3106-nucleotide messenger RNA. Lineage: Eukaryota; Bacillariophyta; Bacillariophyceae; Bacillariales; Bacillariaceae. The record is from the annotation of a GenBank genome assembly.
AUGAAUAGUAGUAUUCCAUUUCGCUGUUGUGUUCCUUACAGCAACAGAAUUACGGGGGACUGUUUUGCUGCGGCGCUUCUUCUCUCCCCGCAAGUGUGUACUGUUCAAAUCAUAGCAAGAAAACAGACCUACCGUACGGAUGUCCGUUGCGAUUGAACGGUACUCGAAGCAGAACACACGGUCAGGCGUCGCUUUCGUCGUCCUGUUCCUUUUCCGGAACUCCCAGGAAGUGUUCCUGGCCAURAAAAAAUCAACGAGAAAAAACAAAACAAAACAAAUGAGCAAUCGACGGGUUCCGAUGUGUCAGCUGUGGUCUUCCCCCAAAAAACAACAGACAGGCCACUUACCCACGAGAUCCAGUCUCCGGUGCGCUUGAAGUAUUCGUCGGGUCGAGAGGGAAUGUACGCAUUUCGUUUUUCUCCGGAGGCAAUCCAAUCUUUCCUGUUGCACACCACCRAACGRACACGAACGAGCGGGUAUCCACCGCCGAAAGAAAUCAGGGUAAGUAAUCACGAAUAAAUCAAUAACCACAACACGAUGCAUCGACGCAUUACAACACUGGUUGCCGGGGCAAUCCCUCACCGCGGCGACGCCAUCGGUUUCCCCGGACUCGUGUUGCCGUACGCACCACUCUUCAGCGCUCUCCCACCGGUUGCCCCACGCCUGGACCCAUUUUUGGCAUUCCUCGUAGGGAAGAAAGCGGGGGCCGGACUUCAGAAACCGCCGCUUGUUGGCUUCCUCCAGCCGCAGUUUUUCGAUCCUCCAGUUCAGGUCUUCCAGAACGACGCCCGCCGGUCUCCCCCUCACGUCGGAGCAGAGCGCGGGCUCUCGUUCGUACUCGUAGUCGUAUUCGUCUUCCUCCUCCUCGUCGUCUUCGCUACUGGCGCUGCCCUCGCCGCCGUCACUAUUUUUCGAGGCGUUUGUUCGCAGCCGGUGCACUCUCGGCGAAGAASAACACCGGCUACACCGCGUAGCAUCCGCCGUGGAACCCGAGACCACGAAUCCCGUUGCGGUGUGCAAAAGCACGCACAAGAGUGUCGUCACCAAAAUCACUUUCGGUGUCGUCGAAGAGCAUCCAAUGGCUUGGUUGCRAGGCACUAUUGGCCUGGAUCCAACCGCGGUCAUUUUCUUCGAAACGAAUCGGUCGGAGAAAUGWAUUGUGCUGCGUGGUUUGUUGCGYUUUGUUUCUUGUGAAAUGUCCCGACAACCUGGACCUGGAAUCGAAGUUUCCGAUGGUUUCGCUAUUCAUGCACUACUGUAUGCUGUGUGMAGUCGAAACUAUCUSCGUCGAUUCUUGUGUCUCGGCCUUAGGUACCUUCAGAUGAUGACAAAUAAGAAUUCCGGACGUUCCGACACAAGUUAAAAUUGACAGCUGUGGGYGUGGAAGAGAUAUGCAAUUUUUAUYGAUAGCGAAUGGAGGAGAAAGCUUUUAAAGUCGACUAAAGCAAGAAYGAUAACAACCAGAUGACKGCGAUGCAGGGAAGAAGAAAUGCCUUCGUCAAAACCAGCUUUUCACAAAACAAAAACAGGAUGCGCAACAUGAAAUUUGUUCUGAGAACGAUCGGAAUGCAGAACAAAAAAUSAUCGGAUCGAACAGAGGUUUUUGCUCCACCGUCGUAUGGUACGAGUACUCGUACCACUGUACGGUAGGCACGCAAUACGAGAAACACAAACAGCUGACUGACACCCUCGUUAUUUCUUUCUCCAGAUUUCUAUGCGUGCUUUGAAUUCUACGGGAGGAAUGAACGCAUUGUACGUAUCACACCAGAGCAAGGUGAUCUGUUGACAGUCACUUUUCAAGGAACCAUUAUGAAGUUGACUAACUCGACCAUUAUUUCAUAGUUUGAGCUUGGACGMUACUACCAUGUACGUGGAACAGCACGUAAUCGUAUCGGUACACGUUCCCUCUGUAUUCAUAUCUUCUUAAUCUAGUAGUAGUAUGUAUGACUACUAAUAACACCGGCUACGGACCGGUACCGUACGUAGGGUACCGGUAGGUCGAACGGAUGUGUUACUGUUCGGUCAUUUUCUGUUGCGGCAAGUGACGUACGUAGUUCUUUCAGAGCUGAACUCUCAUCACUGAUCAAUMAAAAAAUACACCUCAUGCAAAAAUUCUCACAACUUCCUUUCCACCCACCGACCAGCGACAACCAACAACGUACAAUACCGGUGUGCCGUACACGAAAUCAACAAGAYAGGCCACACCUCUUGCAACGAAGCACUGCCGUUCAACCCAUUUUCAUUGCCCGAAUAUAUUUUUAUCAAACUUMAACCGAAAACAAUGCCUAAGAUUUCGUCCCUCCUUCUCUUCGUUUCGGCCUUCGUUGGCACGGAUGCAUUCGGACUUUCCCACGGAGCUUCUUCUCGACGACAUGUGUCGCGGGAGGCAACUCGCUUGCACUCCCUCGAAGAAGGAUCUACCGUGGUGGUGUGCACCGGGCCGACCUGCACCCGAAACGGCGGAAAGAAAGCCCUGGUCCACUUCAAGGAGCUGGCCGGUGAUUUGGGCGUCACGGUAGAAACCACCAAGUGCGUCUCCGAAUGUGCCGAGUGUGGCCUCGGACCGAACGUCGAGGUCCGCGAACCGAGCUUCGAUGGACUGUUUCCCCCCAUCAAGAACCGAGUCAAGACGGAAGAAGACGUCAAGAAGGUCCUCGGGAUAUAGACGAUUUCUCGAAGGUGCAGAUGGAUGGAUGGGUUCAUCCUUUCGUCCAUCGCGUGUCGAGUCGCCAAAGUCGCCAUAGAUUUCGAACAACGUCAUGACUACCACUAUUGUUGUUGGCAGCAAAAAUAUCUUUGGGAACUGAGUGCUUUGGGCAGAGUCACUAUCAUUGUCGGGUGUUCUUUGGUUUUGCCGAAGGGCACCAAGAAAUCGUUGGGGUUGGAAUAAAGYGGAAUCAACGUUCGAAAAAGUGGUUUCGUGUAGUUGCAGUUGGUUCUCUCCAACUACCAAAGUAGGUUAUAUUAUUCACACCAGUGGCACAACAGAUCAAGUUGCUUGGGACAAAAAGAUAACAAAAAAUGCCAAACGAACGAACACGAACAGCACCAGACGAACCAUUCCUGUGACAAAAACUUAACACCAAAAUAUAGUAACCAGUUUUCU